This is a messenger RNA of Callorhinus ursinus (northern fur seal), 4110 nucleotides long. RefSeq names its product potassium voltage-gated channel subfamily A regulatory beta subunit 2 (gene KCNAB2). Gene Ontology annotation, molecular function: voltage-gated potassium channel activity; potassium channel regulator activity; transmembrane transporter binding. Gene Ontology annotation, cellular component: membrane; cytoplasm; juxtaparanode region of axon. The record is from RefSeq and is a predicted model, not a curated record. Gene Ontology annotation, biological process: regulation of potassium ion transmembrane transport; regulation of action potential; potassium ion transport. NCBI's taxonomy places the organism in Eukaryota, Metazoa, Chordata, Mammalia, Carnivora, Otariidae.
CGUCCCACGAGGUGAAGAUGCUGCAGGCGGAACCUGGCCGAGCGAGCGGGAUUCGGGGGCGCUAAAGUCGCCGGGGCAGGGCGGGAAGGAAGAUCCGGAGCGGGGCACAGGAUUCGGAGCUGGAGCCCCCCAGAAUCUUCCCUCCGUGAAGAAGAGAGCAGGUCAGGACCAGUAAGGCCGGCUCCAUGUAUCCGGAAUCGACAACAGGCUCCCCAGCUCGACUCUCUCUGCGACAGACGGGCUCCCCCGGCAUGAUCUACAGUACUCGGUAUGGGAGCCCCAAAAGACAGCUGCAGUUUUACAGGAACUUGGGCAAGUCGGGACUGCGGGUCUCCUGUCUGGGGCUCGGAACAUGGGUGACCUUCGGAGGCCAGAUCACCGAUGAGAUGGCGGAGCAGCUAAUGACCUUGGCCUAUGACAAUGGCAUCAACCUCUUCGAUACUGCAGAAGUCUACGCGGCGGGCAAGGCUGAAGUGGUAUUAGGAAACAUCAUCAAGAAGAAGGGAUGGAGACGGUCCAGCCUGGUCAUCACCACCAAGAUCUUCUGGGGAGGAAAAGCGGAGACGGAGAGGGGCCUUUCCAGGAAGCACAUCAUAGAAGGUCUGAAGGCCUCCCUGGAGCGGCUGCAGUUGGAGUACGUGGACGUGGUGUUCGCCAACCGCCCAGACCCCAACACGCCCAUGGAAGAGACCGUGCGCGCCAUGACCCAUGUCAUUAACCAGGGGAUGGCCAUGUACUGGGGCACGUCGCGCUGGAGCUCCAUGGAGAUCAUGGAGGCCUACUCCGUGGCCCGGCAGUUCAACCUGAUCCCGCCCAUCUGCGAGCAGGCCGAGUACCACAUGUUCCAGCGCGAGAAGGUGGAGGUACAGCUGCCGGAGCUGUUCCACAAGAUAGGAGUGGGUGCCAUGACCUGGUCCCCUCUGGCCUGCGGCAUCGUUUCCGGGAAGUACGACAGUGGCAUCCCGCCCUACUCGAGAGCCUCCCUGAAGGGCUACCAGUGGCUGAAAGACAAGAUCCUGAGUGAGGAGGGCCGGCGCCAGCAGGCCAAGCUGAAGGAGCUACAGGCCAUCGCCGAACGCCUGGGCUGCACCCUCCCCCAGCUAGCCAUAGCCUGGUGCCUGAGGAACGAGGGAGUCAGCUCCGUGCUCCUAGGUGCUUCCAGCGCAGACCAGCUAAUGGAGAACAUCGGAGCAAUACAGGUCCUUCCGAAACUGUCAUCUUCCAUUAUCCACGAGAUUGAUAGUAUUUUGGGCAAUAAACCCUACAGCAAAAAGGACUACAGAUCCUAAGAAGCCCCCGGCCGCUUGCCCGGACACUUUCCGUUUCCCUCCUAGUCUCUCUUGUUCGCUCGCUUAAGCUGUUUUGAAGCCAUGUCAGGGGUGUGGUUUGCAUCAAAAAGAAAACAUCACAGCGAGAUGUCGUCGGGGAAAAGAUCUCAAAAGUUGCUGCAAGACACCAUUCGCUGCUUCGCGGGACCGAACUCAGAUCCAUGCCCGGGAGACCGCGUUGACGGGGCAGGAUGUUGGAGCCGUCCCGCCUGAGCCCGCCUGAGCCCGCCUGCAGCCUCUGCUCGCCCUCCAGGAAGAAAGCACCACGGCUGCUCCUGGCCUCCGCCCUUCCCAGAGACGCCUCCAGUCCAGGCCAGGCUGAGACCCGGUUGGGUCCUGGGGGCAGCAGGGCUAGCCUCGCCUCUGCUGAGGACCCCCACCUGGUGUCAGGGGUGGGAAAGAGGAAACCAGGCCUGGCUCUUCCCGUGGCCCCCUCCGCUGGGGGUCUCCCUCACCCUCCUUCUUGCCAAGGGCUCCCAGCAUUUUACGAUGGGCCUGACUCCAGAUUCAUUCUGCACCCGCUUCAGCACCGCCACCUGCCCCCACGGGUCUCUCAGGGGCUUUCCGAGCGGUCCCUUGAUCCCCACCCGCCCCCCCUUGCUGGCAGGGGCUGAGAUCCAGGAGGAUUCACUAUCAGGUGGGGCCCACAGGAAGUUCGGGGGUCUAACUGAGCUCAUAGCCCUGCCAACUUCCUCCCUGCACACAGUUGAUGAGCCCCAUGCCCAGAGCAGCCCUGAGCGCUGGGGAGGGGCCUGAGGAGCAGGCUCCAGCCUAGGUCCCUCCAGGCCCCCACCUGCCCUCCUGGCCAGGUGCUCUGUCCACCGCCCCUCUGUCCUGGCCGCACAAGGCCCUGAGGUCGCGCAUACGUAGCUGGACUGUGGCUGCCCGCCACGUGCAGGGAGCACACCUCUGCUCUGCCUGGGCAGUGGCCUCGGGUCUGCAGCGAGACGACACUUAGGCCUUCCAGGGAGGGCGGGUCCCUGGGGGUUUCUGUGCUGCACGCCCAGGGGCUGGAGGGCCUGAACAUCUAGCAGGAGCCCCCACAAUCUAGGAAAAGCCCCCCAGGAGCCUCUCCCUGGAGCAGUGCCUUCUUCAAGGCCUCCGAUCUGGUCGGGGUGAGGAACCCCAUGUUAGGGUGCUAAGUCUGGGUGCCCAGAGCUGCUUCCCUGGGCAGACAGGCAGCACUACCACCCCCGGACCUCCACACACAGCCCGGGAAGAGGUCACGAUGGCUGGGGUUAGUCAUUCCCUGCCGUGCACCCCACUCCCCCCACCCCUCCUCCAGGCUGGAACAGACUGAGGCCAGGGAGUUGGGGAAGGACAGACAGAAGCGUCAACCCCAGGCUCGGAGGAUAGAGGAGGGGAGGGGCCUGCAGCCAGGAGUCCCAGCCCCCACGGUCCUGAAGUUUCGGCCUCUGCUGGCUAUGUGGGGGUUAGGGCCGGGAGCCCACGCUGCAGGACGGCUGUGUACCUCCAGCCCGGGCGGCCCCCACCCUGACACCCCCCACACCCUCACCCCCACCACAGCAGGCACAGCCGGGCCUGCUUUGCCCUUCAGACAAGCUGCUGGUGGAGAGGCUCCUCCCUGCCAUUCUCAGAGGGCCUACUGGCCCGUCCUGGCUGGGCUGAGGCCUGAGAAAGCCACACAUGCAAGGGGGGGAGGCAGGGAGGGGGGACAACUUCCAUUCCUGACAUUUGCGCUGACCCUGGAGUCUAGAACCCUCCCUCCUCCUCCCGGACCAGGUCCCUGGGGGUCAUCUGCACAGUGUGGGUGUGGGGAGGGGGCGAGCCUGUCCCCGCAGGGCCCCCCCCACCUGUGGCCACUCCCACCACCGCAUGGGAUGGGCAGGGACCCAGUGCCCUGGGCCAGGCAGCCCUGGCAGUACCGAGGGAGCGGACUGCCCGCCCCUCACUGGGGAGAGGAGCUGGGCCCCCUUCACACUGCUGCCCCCCAGGCUGCCCACUGCCGGAGGAUGGACCAGGGCUUGCGGUGGGGCCCGAGGGAGCAGCCGCUGCCCCCUCACCAGGAGCCACACCUGGGAAGGCCCCAGGUUCACCAGAAGGAGGGGAGGGCCCUCAGAGUGGAGCCGGGCCAAGGCCGAAACGCCCAUUGUCAGGACCCAAGCAGCUUCCUGGCCCCCCAGGGCGCCGUCCACAGCCUGGUUCUGAGGUGUCCUCUCUUUCCCACAGCCACUGGCAGGGAUGACAGGGCUCUGCUUCCUGGGGGAAGGCCCCGGACUCAGAAGGGGGCUGGUGUGGGGGAGGGGCUCAGGGGGGGCCCAAGGGCAGCCAGAGUCUGGAGACAGAAGGCCAGGCAGAGGCAGGCCCUGGAGUGGCCCAGGCCCCACCGGGAGAGACCGCUCCCUGGGAGCCCCAGCUGCCCGCCCACCAGCCUCUGGCCCUCCCCUUGAGGCAGAGUUUGCCCGAGGGGGCCCCUGGGGAGCACCCCACACAGGACGGAGGCCCAGGCUGAGGGCAGGGCUGGGCUCAGUCUCCCUUGCUGACACGCGGAGCCCCCCGCCACUUCUCAUCCCAAACCCCGUGCGCAUCCGAGGUCCCGAGGAACGACAGAGGGGCUUACUCCGUCUUCUGUCCUCUUCCCGUCGUCGUGUAAAUAAUGCGCUUUUCUCCUCUCCCCGUUUUUUUAACGACUGUGACUCCUCAGCUAAGUGCAUUCCCUACCGUAGGCAGAGACGGCCUCACACCUCGUGCUCGCAGACGACACCCGGCCGAGGUACAGCCACCGUUAUUUAUGGAAUGACAAAUAAAACCCCAGCCUGUC